Messenger RNA from Ilex paraguariensis (yerba mate), 750 nucleotides. Lineage: Eukaryota; Viridiplantae; Streptophyta; Magnoliopsida; Aquifoliales; Aquifoliaceae. The record is from the annotation of a GenBank genome assembly.
AUGGCUAUCAUCAGCCUGCUUGCAGUUCCACCCACUGAACCUAACUUUCUCAGGACAUUCACUAGACAGCCUCCAACAACACAUGCCCCGUUGCAGUCACCCACAAGUGGCUGUGCUCCCUAUCUUGGUCUUGUACAAUGCUCAGCUGUUGUCACCAAGCCUGCUUGUAUUCAAGCUCCAAUUAGGCGAUCAGCAAACUACCAACCUCCCAUUUGGGCAGACGAUUAUGUUCAGUCACUGAGAAGUGAUUUUGAGUUGAAAAUGAUGAUUGAGAAAGCAACGGAACCACUGGAUCAGCUAGAGUUGAUCGAUAACUUGCAAAGGCUAGGGGUUUCUUAUCACUUUGAGGAUGAAAUCAAGAGGAUUUUGGAGAACAUUUAUAGCAAUAAUAAGUGGCAGAAAGAAGAUUUAUAUGCCGCUGCUCUUCGAUUUAGACUCCUGAGACAGCAUGGUUACGACGUUCCUCAAGUGGUAGGUGAAAGUAUCUUGGAGAGGGCAAGAGAAUUCACCACCAAACUUUUGAAGGAGAAGCUUGAUGAGCAGAAAAUGGAUCAAAAUGUUGAUGUUUUAGUGCACCAUGCCUUGAAGCUUCCUCUACAUUGGAGGAUGCUAAGGUUGGAAGCAAUGUGGUUCAUAGACUUGUACGAGAAAAGACCAGACAUGAAUCUUGUAUUACUGGAAUUUGUGAAAUUGGACUUCAACAUAGUGCAAGCAACACAUCAGAGCGAUCUAAGAUUUGUCUCAAAGUAA